Chinchilla lanigera (long-tailed chinchilla) is the source of this 4892-nucleotide messenger RNA. It is a transcript of the gene Zfand4, whose product is annotated as zinc finger, AN1-type domain 4. Gene Ontology annotation, molecular function: protein binding; zinc ion binding. Lineage: Eukaryota; Metazoa; Chordata; Mammalia; Rodentia; Chinchillidae. The transcript is spliced from 10 exons. Bases 369 to 2180 code for a protein of 603 amino acids. The record is from RefSeq and is a predicted model, not a curated record.
UGGCGGGCGGGUGACGGCGACAGCAGGUGUGUGCGGAUGGUCCAGUGGCUGACGAGCAACGGGAGUGUGCGGGUAGGCGGAGCGGGUGACGACGAGUGACAGGCAUGUGUGCUAGCCGAGCGGCCCGGAGGCCCUCCCUGAGAGUUGUCCCUGUCCCCUUGCGGCGCACUGCAGGCUGAGGGUAGGCACAGAAGCAGUGUGGUGGAUGGACUCGGGAAAUGCGCUUUGGAAACGUGAGGGUGUUUCCGUGUCAGUAGAGGAACACUGUGUCAGCUCCUUCAGGAGUGCAUUGCGGCGUGGCAUCUGUGUGUUGGUGAACAGUGUGCAAGACACAAAAAUCAAAACAUGAACGACGAUAUAUAUUACCAAUGUUCAAAGCUGAUUCAGGUACAACUGGAAUACAGUUGCCUACAACAUAUUCCAGAGGAAUUAGAGAAGUCAAAGUGAUGGAUAACAGGAAAGAGCCUCCGUUCUUCAAUGAAGAUAACAUGGGACUGGGACCAUUUGACUACAAACUUCUUUUCUAUGAUACUAUGGAGCUCUUCAUUGAGACACUGACCGGAACAUGUUUUGAGCUGAGAGUUUCACCCUUUGAAGCGGUUAUUUCUGUAAAGGCAAAAAUUCAAAGACUGGAAGGUAUCCCCAUCUGUCAGCAGCACUUAAUUUGGAAUAACGUGGAACUUGAAGAUGAUUAUUGCUUGAAUGAUUACAACAUUUCAGAAGGUUGUACUUUGAAGCUGGUUUUGGCCAUGCGUGGUGGACCUAUAAAUACUAGAAAAGUUCCCACGGAAGACCCGCUUAGGGAGAUGGCCGAGUGCAUGGACCCCAGGCGAGAUGAGGUCUGGGAGAAGGCCUCCUGCAGCAGACAAGUCACGUUCUUGGUUUACCGGGAAGGAGAUCAGUUGAAUUUCUUUCGUGUAGUAGAUAGGGGAGAUGGCACUUUAACACCAUUAUCUGAAUCUUUAAGCAGUGGUUCUAUGUACAAUUUGUGUACAGAUGAGGAAGAGGAGGUGGAGCCUUCUCCUUCGGGGCAAAAGACCAUUGAAAAUUCAAUAACUAUGAAUAAGAUGAAGCUGCUCAAGGCGAAGAUGGAGAACAUGAACCUCGGUAGAAAGCCCAAGAGAGCCCUGAGGGUGCAGCCUCACCCGCCUGCCACUCGACCAGUCAGCGGCUCCACGGGUGUGGGCCCGCGCCCCAGGCUGCUGCCCGCACUAACGCCCCUGAGCCCAGGGCGACUGCCAGGGCCCUCCCAGCUUUGGGGCACCCAGCACUCCACGGGGAACUUGGUGACUGAGGACAUGCAUGACUCUGUCCUCGAGAUCCCAUGCCCCGAACAGUGCGCACCUGAGAAUGCGCUGCACCCCGAAGAGGCCCAGGGGAGCACAACGGGGCCAGGCUGUGGCAUGGGUAUCCAGGGCAAGCAGAGGGACAGCGCCGUGUCCCAGUCCCCAUCCCUGUCCCCUCCCAGGGUGGCAGCGCAGAGUCCUGGGGACAGUGGGAUCCCGGGGAAGCCGCACAGACAGCCCCGGGUGUGGGACUGCAGAGCCGCCCCCGAGCCCACUGUCCCCAGUGCCGCCACCAGCUGUGGCUGUCGAGGGGUGAAAGUCCGCUCCCCAGGGAAGAGGCCCGACGUCAUCUCCAGAGUGGAGGCACGGGACAUCACAGAGAUGGCCAACAAGGCCGUUAAGGAGCCAGUGGGCCGUGUGAGCAACGUCGGGCUGCUGGCUUCUCUAGCACGGAGUGCCAGCAGGGACGGGGUGCAGAGCGCUCGAGGGCCGGGCCGACUGCGCCCGCCCCGCUCACGCCUUCAGCCAGAGACUCCGAGUCCGUGUGGCUCCACCAGGGCCCAGCCCUCCUCGCCCUUCCCGUCUGCCCUUGGCCUACGAAUGAACCGAAGCAGCACAGCAGCAGGGAAAAGAGGAGGAGAAUGCCCCCAUCACCUCCCACCCAUGAAAGCCCCUCUCCAAACAAAGAAGAAGACAACAACAAAACAUUGUUUUCUUUGUGGAAAGAAAACAGGACUGGCUACUAGCUACGAAUGCAGAUGUGGAAACAACUUCUGUGCAUCUCAUCGCUAUGCAGAGACUCACGGCUGCACCUAUGAUUACAAGAGUACAGGGAGAAGGUUCUUGCAGGAGGCAAAUCCUGUGGUGAAAGCACCAAAACUUCCAAAAAUUUAACUCCUCCUCUGCACCUUACUGUUCUACCCGCUCGCGAAAUCGUAUUAUAUUGACAGAAGAAAUGGUGUUUGGACUGCAUUAUUUUUGUUCGACUCCAAAAGAUUGGCCACGUAACAAAAGCAUCUAAUGCAUACUGUUGGAGGAUGAAAAUGCUACUGUAUUCGAAGUCUUUAUUUUUUUGGUGAAUCAGAAGUUUUAAAAGUAGUUGUAAAAACUUUACACUGUAAUGUCUUAGCUUUGUUAUUGCAUGUCUGUGUUAAGUGUCUUAUAUUUGAUACUGCAGUUUCACUAGACAACUCUUCAAAACAUGCCUUUUAGGAAGCAAAUACUGGCAGUGUAACUGAGCAUCCAGCAAUACGGAAUGCAUGGUCAUGUGAAGGCUGUUCUGAAAUGGACCACUUUUGCGGGGGGUGUAAGUGGGCAUUUUUUUUUUUUCCACAAAUUCCAUGUGUGAAAGUUUAUAUAGUUACUGGCAAGUUCUGUUUUAUUUCAAACGACUUUUUAUAAAAAGAGCAUUUGGGUUUCCAGUGUGGUUUUUGACACAAAUCUUUCAUAUUCAGACUGGCAUUCAGAUAUGUAUCCAUUCUAUAAAACACAUCAUGUUCAUCAAGUACAUAUUUCUUAAAAUAUUACUUUUUAAAUGACAGUUUUAAAAGUUUUACUUGUUGCCACUAAAUAGAGACACCAACUUUGGUUUUCCAAAAAUGGGUACCUUUAAAGCAGAACUUGGCAGCAUGAUUUGUUUUUCUUAUAGGUUGAGUGCUUUAACCAGAGGAAAUGCAGAUAAAUACUCAAUUUCACUAUGAACUUGAUUGUUUACAAUAAAUUUUAUUUCAGAAAUAAAUUUUCUCGUAUAAAACUUUUGAAUGAAAUAAAACUAAUUCUGCUGCAAAAACAGUAUAAAAGCCUUCUUUUCAGGCCCCAAGGGUCUUCCCUGGGUGUGAGCCAGGGACCACACAGACUUUCCCUUCUACUCCCUCACGUCCAGCAGAGAUUGAGUGUUGGUAGAGAAAAACACCACGAGAGCUAGAACAGAACGCAUCUACAAGGGAAAACUGAGUGGGUGAAAGGCACACUUCUGAAGAGGGAUGCAUAUAGGUUAAUGCAUGUACUUCUAUCUGUAGUAAGGAGUUACUCAGUUUUCCCUCUCUUACUGAGAAAACAUGUUUUAGACAUAUAAAAUAUAAAGAACUCAGUUACAUGGGUAGAAUGCUGACAGGUGAACCAAAGUAUAAUCAUUCUGCAAGUAAAUUAUUUUAUGUCUUCUUUUAAGUUUUACCAAAGAUUUUGUUUGUCUUUUCACUACUAAGCCAUGAGUCACUUUUCACUACUAACCCACUUAAAUUCGAGAAGUUAUCAUUGAGAGGCAUUUCUGUUUGCUUUAGAGUCUUACAGAGAUGCAGUGCAAUUCAAAUUUCAGAGAUUUCACAUCUGUCUUUGCAGUGUAGUUAUUAGAAGAGGGCGUUAUGUGUGGCCCUGCUUAAACAUUAAUUGAAUAAUUGUCUUGGACAACUUCUCAAUAAUAACAUAUGGUGAUACCUACGUUCCAAAACUCAAUUCCACAAUUCUGGUUGCAAACCAAGUUGGAUGAGAACAAAAUCAAAUUCAAUGAUUAAGUUCAGUGUUAACCUUAUGGGGAAAUUGGUUCCGCUCUCUAGUUCAUUUUGCAACCAGAGUUGUAGAGAGAAUAGAGUUUGUGAACCAAGAUACCACUAUAAAUGUGUUUUUUGUUGUUGUUAAUCCUAUCUUAUAUUCAACUUCUGAAUUUUUUAAAAAGAAUAAUAGAUAAGGUUCACUACAGCUCACUUGGCUGUAAUGUAAAAUAUACAGAUUUAAUAUAAAAAUUUAAUAUAAAAUAUAUAUUCACACAUAUAUGAAGGAUUUAACAAAGUAGGCCUAUAGUGAUCACCUGUGGAGCCAGGAGUGGAUGCAGGCAGAAUGGCUGUGUGCUAGAGAGCCGGGGGGCCCAGUUGAAAGUUGAAGGCCUGUACCUCACUGCAGAGUCUGAUCUGAGUCCUUCUCUGAAAGCUGAAGGAUCUGCACUGGAAACCUUGGAGAAGUGGAGAUGAACCUCCAAAGAUGAUGGCAAAGACUGAGCUCCUCCGAAGAAGCAAAAAGGACAGAAUCCUUUCCCUUUAGCUCAGCAGUGUAAUUUAUAUUGUGACUUAACUAUGACACAUAAGACAGGCCUUCAUUUUCUCAUAUAUGUUUAAUGUCAUAUGAGACAACAGUGCAAUGGGCCAGUGUGGGAAACACAGGAUCCUCAGGCCCCUAGGCCCUCCCUUUGUGUGGGCCGGAGCCACAGGUUACUUGGGGUCGAGAUGAGGACUGGAAUGCCUGUGCCUCUUGAGGAGAAAAUGUUCUCCCCUCGCAAAACCUUGAGAACUUGCUUGGCUAGACUUUCACAAUAUGGGAAAGUGGCCAGAGGCCUUGUAGAUUAAAAUAGAAUGUCCCGGCCUUGUAGAAAAUAAAAUGUCCCGAGCAGUCUUGUGGUGGUGUGACAACUUUCUGCUUCUCAUGCUUUAGAAAAAUAAGAUAACAACAGACCUUGGUUUAUAGAGCACACCUGGAACAGACUGUCAGAAAAACAAUUACUUGGCUCGGUAUGUACUCAUAUGUUAUCUGAAAAACUACACUUGUAUGCUAUAAAACUUCUUACAGAAUAAACUUCAGUAUGCAGUUGCAGUUGCAAACUUGGCUCUUGCUGCUCUG